AAGAAACGUCACCGGAGUGACAGAGGUGAAUUAUUUUAACACAAAAGUAUUCUGCCUCAUGAGCAUAUAAGCUCGUUAUGCUUUGUCCGCUUAAUUUUUAGUAUUGUAUAUAUUGUUUAUAAUUAAUCUUAAAGGUGUUUGACCGUCAUAUCCGAUCAUGAGUGUCCCCUGUUUUGUAAGAAUGGUGGCCAGAAGUUUCGCCGGUGGAUCAAAACUGUUCAGACAAGCUGUUUUGUGUUCAUGUAAAGACACAGUCACACGAAAAAUGUCGUCCAGAAGACAGACUGACCAUCUAGAGAGAACUGCUAACGUUCAUAGAGACAUGGAACUUUUCCCUGCACGUGUUAGUGACAUUAUUAAAGAAUCUGAUACAGUAAAGCGACUGAGACUGGAGGUGCCACAUCCUGACUUCAGUUUCCGUGCUGGACAGUGGGUGGAUUUCUUCAUUCCAGGUGUGGAAACAGUCGGCGGCUUUUCCAUUUGCUCGAAUCCUGGCCUGCUGCAGAGAGAGGGAGUGAUUGAACUGGCCGUCAAAUACACACACCAUCCUCCAGCACACUGGAUUCACACAAAAUGCUCUGUGGACUCUCAAGUAGCUGUGAGAGUGGGAGGUAAUUUCUUCUUUGACCCUCAACCUUCUGAUCCUGUGGUCGACCUGCUGCUGAUAGCUGGUGGUGUGGGCAUCAACCCUCUGUACUCCAUCCUGCUGCAUGCAGCUGAUCUGCUCCGACACGCUGAUGGUCACAGGUACACACCAGGGCACACACACCUGUGCUACAGCGCCAAGAACACCAAAGAGCUGCUCUUCAAGAACACCAUUGUUGACAUUUGUCAUGAGCGACCAGAUAGCUUCUCCUGUGAUUUCCAUGUUACCCAGCAGAGCUCUGACAUAGAGCAGGAACUUCAGCCUUACACCAUAAGUGGAAGGAUAUCAGAAGAGGAGCUUCAGCGUUAUGUAGACUCUGAGCGCACGUUGUGUUAUCUUUGUGGCCCUCCUCCUAUGAUAGAGAAAGUGAGUUCUGACCUGCAGAGAAUCGGCCUACCGGAGAACAGAAUCCUUUUUGAGAAAUGGUGGUAGCUUUACAACUCCGCCCAAAACAGAGGCCACAGUGAUGGAUGCAUUUGCAUCGGUGUCAUUAUAGAAACAGUCUUUAAUGGCAAUGGACCUGUAAUAACUUUGAAAUCUGUUGAAACGCACAACAGACACUAUGUCUGCAUUCUCUGCAUUUGAACAAACAAUUUUCUAGACUCUAUUUUUGUUAUACCUCAUUUUAAAGAUGGACUCAACAAAUUGACCAUAACAAGCACUGUAAUGCUCUACAUUAUAGUUCAUUUGCUGGUUAACGUCAGGAGUCCUGCUUUGAGGGCAUGUUGAAAGAUUGCACACUCAGAUUUUUUUUUUUUUUUUUUUUAGAUCUGUGAAUAAUUAUAAAUGAUGUUUGCAUUUUAGAACACAUAUUUAUUCAUUACAAACAUUCUUCACAGGGGCGUAGAAAUGAUCUGAAAAGUGGUGGGACAAAACAUAUUUUUGCUAUAUUUAAUGUAGUCCUAAUUUGCUGAAAGGUGCUAAACCUGGUAGAAUUCCCCUCAAAGUCACCAUAAAAUCAAAAUGGACAAUUCUUAUUUUUUAUGGAAUAUUGUAGUAUUUACUAUAAAUUCAUCUGUGCACAUCAUUUUCAACCCACAUACCCUCAUAAUCUUUAAAGUGUUAGUUCACCCAAAAAUGAAAUUUCUGUUAUUAAUUACUCCACCCUCAUAUUGUUCCACACCUGUAAGACCCAUCUUUGGAACACAAAUUAAGAUAUUUUUGAUGAAAUCCGAGAGGUAUAUGAUUUGUCCAUAGACAGAAAUACAAUCACUACUUUCAAGGUCCAGAAAGGUACUAAAGACACUGUUAAAAUAGUCAAUGUGACUACAGUGGUUCAACCUUAAUGUUAUUUAGCGACAAGAAUACUUUUUGUGUGCAAAAACAAAACAAAAAUAAUAACUUUAUUCAACAAUU
Ctenopharyngodon idella (grass carp) is the source of this 2002-nucleotide messenger RNA. RefSeq names its product oxidoreductase NAD-binding domain containing 1 (gene oxnad1). The transcript is spliced from 8 exons. The record is from RefSeq and is a predicted model, not a curated record. Lineage: Eukaryota; Metazoa; Chordata; Actinopteri; Cypriniformes; Xenocyprididae. Gene Ontology annotation, cellular component: mitochondrion. Gene Ontology annotation, molecular function: oxidoreductase activity. The coding region runs from base 158 to 1078 and encodes 306 amino acids.